CCAGUCUCCUGAAUUACAGGUAGAUUCUUUACCAUCUUAAACCACCAGGGAAGCCACAGCCAGUGUAGCUCCCUAUAUUAAUUCAACCACGUUUCCUGCUAACUACUGACUCCUGGCUAAUUCCAGCUAACUCAGGACUCUGUGCUUCCACUGCAGGGGGUGUGGGUUCCAUCCCUGAUCAGGGAACUAUGAUCCCCGCACUCCAUGGAGCAACAUGGCUGGGACCUUGACAAGCCCAUGAAAUGCUCCCAGCAUGGUGGGGAACACAUGGUCUGGGGGUCAGGAGAAAGCCCUAGAGGAGAUGAUGUUCUAGCACAGAAUAAAAGCAAAGGAAGACCCAUAUAGGGCAGGAAGGUUGCUUGGGUGGAAACCAGCCGCUAAGGGUAGCAAUGGGGGCUACCCCCAAUGAGGGCACCUCUGUGGCUGGAGUCACCGUUUGCAGAUGGCUGAGUCACUCAUAUGCAGCAGAGGGCUGACUAGGCAGAGGGUAAGGGGAGACCUACAGGAAUGCUGGAAGUUCAUCCCCUUUCCCAAUCAAGGAAUUCCCUGCCCUCCAGCCUGGGCCCUAAAGUCCUGGCUCAGAGAGCCAGAUGCCUGUCUCAGGGAAGGAAGGUGGGCAAGUGGGGCUCUCUUUUUCUAAAGCUUGAAGUCAACAUACAUUCCCAGUUGCCUGAAUUUCUACAGUCACAGAGGAAGCACCUGAUUCCCCAGGCCAGGCACAUGGGCCCCCUGCACCCUCCACUUGAGGACCCUUCACUUGGACCACCCUUCCCCCUCUUUGCCUUGUUAACACCUUCUCAAAACCCUUUGAAGUCUCAGUUCGAAAGGCACCUUCUUGAGGAGCCCUUCUUGAUACCAGCCUAGGUCGGGCUCCUGUCAAUGGCCUCCAGGGCACCCCCCACCCCGCCUCACCCCCAGCUUCUUUCUCCAUCUCCAGCCUCGCCUGAAGUUAUUCUGUAAUUGCUUGUGUCAUCCUGUGAUUCAGGUCUGUCACCUCAACUUCACCAUGAGCUCAGGGAAGGCAGGACGGUGUCCACUUUGUCUCCUGUACCUGGAACAUAUUAGGCUGUCAAUAAAUAUGCAUGGAAUGAUGAGCAUCCCCGGACAUGUCACCACACCUCACCACAUGCAGAUGAGGUUGCAGGCUCCACAGUAGGGCCUGAAAGAGCCCUAGCCCCAGGGCAGAACCGGGUGUCCUGGGGCUCAGACACGAGGCUCCAGGAGGGGAGGGAAGGAGGGAGCAAUGGCCUAAGAUAACAGAGGCCAGGCCGGGCCCUGGGGGGGCUUAACAGGUAUGGGAGACUUGAAAGACCCGGGCCCAAGAGCAGUUGGGUCAGGAAUCCAGACAUCCAGGUUUCCAGCCCUGCCUGGGGCUGCUUAAGCAACAGCUCCCCCACCUUCCCGCCCACCACACACACAGCCUAGGGGUCUCUCUCUCUCUCUCUGUCACACACACACAACCUAGUUUGGUGAGAGAGGCCGGCGGAGCUGAGCAGGGGGGCGGGGCCAGGGGCGGGGCAGACAGGUAGGCACCCUUUCCUGGGAGCUGCCACUCCGGAAGGAAGGUCGGUGCGUACCCAGGGCGAUCUGGAGACCGGUCCUCACCGCCCAGCUGCAGAGACCCCAACGUUUCCCUUGCGCCCGCUUCCUGCCUUCGAAGCCAGCCUUGGACACCUGUUUCUCCUGCCUUUCGCGAUCCCGACACCUGGAGCUCACCUUUGACCCCCCACCUCUUGCCUGUGAGGACCCUGCCCCUGGGUGCUCAGGGCACCUGGUCCUGCGCCAUGGCCUGGAGGGCUGUGGUCACUGCGCUUUUGCUUGGAUUGUUCCAGAAUGGGAUAGGAGCCGUUGGAGCUGAAGCCUCUUGUGGUAUGGUCCCUCAAGCACGUAUCACAGGUGGUACCGAUGCAGUUCGCGGCCAGUGGCCCUGGCAGGUCAGCAUCAACCACCACGGCACCCACGUGUGUGGCGGCUCUCUUGUGUCCGAGCAGUGGGUGCUGUCGGCUGCUCACUGCUUCCCAAGGGACAACAAGAUAGAAGAAUACGAGGUCAAGCUGGGCGCCCACCAGCUGGACUACUAUAGCGCUGACAUCCAGGUCCGUGGGGUGGCCCAGGUCAUUUCCCACGAGACCUAUUCCCAUGAAGGCUCCAUGGGGGACAUUGCACUCCUCCAGCUCAGCAGCUCCGUUACCUUCUCCCGCUACAUCCGGCCCAUCUGCCUCCCUGCAGCCAACACCUCCUUCCCCAAUGGCUUCCAGUGCAUUGUCACUGGCUGGGGCCAUGUGGCCCCCUCAGUGAGCCUCCCGAACCCCCGGCCACUGCAGCAACUUGAGGUACCGCUGAUCAGUCGUGAGACCUGUAACUGCCUGUACAAUAUCAAUGCCAAGCCUGGGGAGCCCCACCUAAUCAACCAGGACAUGCUGUGUGCUGGCUACGUGAACGGGAGCAAGGAUGCCUGCCAGGGUGACUCUGGAGGCCCACUUUCCUGCCCAGUGGCAGGCCGCUGGUACCUGGCAGGCAUCGUAAGCUGGGGUGAUGCCUGUGGGGCCCCUAACAGGCCCGGUGUUUAUACCCUGACCUCCGUUUAUGCCUCCUGGAUUCACUACAAAGUGGCAAAUCUCCAGCCUCAGGUGGUGCCCCGAAUGAAGGAGUCCCAGCCCGAUGGCCACCUCUGCAGCCACCACACGGGUUUCAACUCUGCCCCAGCCCAGGGCUUGGUGGGACCCAUCCUUCUGCUGCCACUUGGCCUGACCCUGGGCCUCCUCCGCCCACUGCGUGAGGACUGAGCUACUCACGCCUGGGAGCUGCUCUGCUUCCGAGAUCUCCACACCACACCCAAGGACGGACACUGUUCCCAUGUUAGGCCCCACCCGGGACACUCUGGGCCCGGGGCCUGACUUGAGUCACUCCCUCCUCCCAGGACCCUGUGGGAGUUCAAGGAACCAUCCUGAACUCUGAGCCCACUCUUCUGGAUUGUUCUUUGGGACGGUAACCUCCAUUGCAGGGGUUGAUUGCCUGUGGUACUGGCUAGAACCUCUGGUCACUUCCAUCUGCUGUCCACAAGCCUAUCUGUUGGGCUCCUAUGGAGCCCCCAAGGACCCUCAGCUAUGAAAAUGGGCCCUGGCUCCCUACCCAUUUCUAGAAGACUGGCCAACUUGAAGGCUACUGAAGAAGGACUGGCUCAGCACCUCACCUGCUCUGUCUGAUGAGCCCCAUCACUUCACCCUCUUCUGGGCCAGGGCUGCCUCUGAAGUGUGUCAGUCGCUUAGCUGUGUCUGACUCUUUGCAACCCCAUGGAUUGUAGCCCGUCAGGUUCCUCUGUCCAUGGGAUUCUCCAGGAAGAACACGGGAGUGAAUGGCCAUUCCCUUCUCCAGGGGAUCUUCCUGACUCAGGAAUCAAACCCUGAUCUCCUGCAUUGCAGGUGGAUUCUUUACCAUCUGAGCUACCAGGGAAGCCUGGGGCUGCCUCUGGGCAACAGGUUUUCAAGGACAAAAAAGGCCCCAAUCUUGCCUCAUUGGCUGCCAUGCCCCCCCUUGAGCCCUGACUUCUGGACUCCGGAGGACUGAGCCCCCACCGGAACUGGGCUCCAACAUGCAUCUGGGGGCGGGGGUUAGAAGGAGUAAAAUGUUCUGAGCACAA
Odocoileus virginianus texanus is the source of this 3640-nucleotide messenger RNA. RefSeq names its product serine protease 8 (gene PRSS8). Lineage: Eukaryota; Metazoa; Chordata; Mammalia; Artiodactyla; Cervidae. The record is from RefSeq and is a predicted model, not a curated record. Gene Ontology annotation, molecular function: serine-type endopeptidase activity. Gene Ontology annotation, biological process: positive regulation of sodium ion transport; proteolysis.